AUGGGUUUCGGCUUGACCACCGCGACUGUCUUCCUACCGAAAAACCACAAGGAGGAGUUUAAAUGGCGAAUGUGGGCAAGAGGAAUUGGAUGCCAUUGUAGUGGAAGCGCUGUUUCUGCUAGAAAGCGUUCUUUGGAUAACUUACGGGAUGGCGCUCGUUCAUUGGCUCAGACGAAGGCCGACUGCCGGUUGGCUCUCCACGCUUCAUUUACUAUUGAUUGGCUCCUUGGGAAAGGUAUAUCUGGACCACUAGUUUUAUCAAUCUUCACGACAUGUUUUGGCUCAUCGUUUCUCCUGGGCUACAAUCUGGGCGUCGCAAAUCUGCCCGGAGAUAACAUCAAAAGGUUUUUGGUUGGCUACUACAAGCCUGAUAACACGUCCGGUUUGGAUGCCAACUUCCUCUACGGCCAGACAACCUCGGUGCUGGUCAUCUGUGCCGCCAUUGCAGCCUUCACCUGCGGUUGGAUCGCCGAUGGCCUGGGCAGGAAGCGCAGCCUAAUGAUGAACAAUGUGGUCGGCAUUGUGGGAUCAAUUAUCUCUUCUGUGUGUCUGGUGGCGAAUCAGCCUGCCCUGCUGUAUUUCGGACGUGCGAUCAGUGGUCUGAACAGCGGUCUGAGCAUUGGUGUUGCAGCGAUGUUCCUCACAGAGAUCGCGCCACGUCAUCUGCGGGGCAUGAUCGGAGCUUGCAACCAACUGGCUAUUACCAUCGGCAUUCUCAUCUCCUAUGUGCUCACCCUCACGCACCUCCUGAACACACCUACUCUCUGGCCAGUCGCCAUGGGCGUCGGCGCCAUCCCCGCUGCAGUCGCUCUCGUCAUCUCCUUCUUCACUGUCGAGUCGCCGCGUUGGCUCUACCUCAAGAAGAAGGACGAGGAGGCUGCACGCAAAGCCUUUGCUCACAUUAACGGCUCCGAGAAUGUGGACAUGUUCAUCGCCGAGAUGCGCGAAGAGCUAGAGGUGGCUCAGAACCAACCAGAGUUCAAAUUUGUUGAGCUCUUUCGUCGCAGAGAUCUCCGUAUGCCUGUCAUCUUAGCGGUUCUCAUCCAGGUCAUGCAGCAGCUCUCGGGAAUUAAUGCUGUGGUUGCGAAUUCCUCGGAAAUGUUGAAAGGCGCCAACGUGUCGUCAGACAUGCUGGAGUACUUUGUGGUAGGCCUGGGUCUGCUCAACGUCAUCUGCACAAUCGUGGCGCUGCCGCUGUUGGAGAAGGCGGGUCGGCGCACUCUUCUGCUGUGGCCCACCCUCGUGCUGGCAUUAACACUGCUGCUUCUGGUGAUCUUCGUUAAUAUCGCUAACAACGAUGGUGUUGUCAAUAAGAUGCCCUUCAUUCUCGUUUCUGCUGUCCUCGUCUUCAUCUAUGUCGCCGCCUUCGCCAUGGGUCUCGGUCCAAUGCCCGCGCUUAUCGUCGCCGAAAUCUUCCGUCAGGGUCCCCGCGCCGCCGCCUAUUCCCUCAGUCAGAGCAUCCAGUGGGCCUGCAAUCUCAUUGUCGUAGCCUCCUUCCCUUCGCUCAACGGGCUGUUGAAAGGCUACGUUUACCUGCCGUAUCUUGUGGUGGUGGUGGUUUGCUGGGUGGUAUUCUUCCUCUUCAUGCCGGAGACGAAGAACCGCACCUUUGAUGAGGUGGCACGUGAUCUGGCCUUCGGGAGCAUUGUGGUGGGUAAGCGCACCGCGGCGCUGCAGUCGCCUGUCUUCACCAAGGAAGACGAGGAGGCCGCCACCGCUCUCCGACGCACUGACGACGACUCCAAGGUCGAUGCCUAG
Echinococcus granulosus is the source of this 1758-nucleotide messenger RNA. Its product is annotated as Solute carrier family 2, facilitated glucose transporter member 3. Gene Ontology annotation, molecular function: hexose transmembrane transporter activity. Gene Ontology annotation, biological process: monosaccharide transmembrane transport. The coding region runs from base 1 to 1758 and encodes 585 amino acids. NCBI's taxonomy places the organism in Eukaryota, Metazoa, Platyhelminthes, Cestoda, Cyclophyllidea, Taeniidae. Gene Ontology annotation, cellular component: membrane. The record is from RefSeq and is a predicted model, not a curated record. The transcript is spliced from 8 exons.